Emys orbicularis (European pond turtle) is the source of this 3627-nucleotide messenger RNA. RefSeq names its product tectonin beta-propeller repeat containing 1 (gene TECPR1). The transcript has 24 exons. Gene Ontology annotation, biological process: autophagosome maturation. NCBI's taxonomy places the organism in Eukaryota, Metazoa, Chordata, Testudines, Emydidae. Gene Ontology annotation, molecular function: phosphatidylinositol-3-phosphate binding. Gene Ontology annotation, cellular component: lysosomal membrane; autophagosome membrane. The record is from RefSeq and is a predicted model, not a curated record. Bases 1 to 3627 code for a protein of 1208 amino acids.
AUGGCUAUGCCUAACUCCCUCUUGUGGGCAGUUGAUAUCUUUGGGAGGGUUUACACUCUUUCUACAGCUGGCCAGUACUGGGAGCUCUGUAAAGACAGACAGCUGGAAUUCAAACGACUCUCUGCUGUGAAACAGUGCUGCUGGGGAAUAGCUUGUGAUCACCAGGUAUAUGCCUACGUAUUCUCAAGUGAUGUUCCAAUCAGAUACCAGGAAGAAACUUAUGAGAAUCAGCGUUGGAAUCCGGUUGGUGGCUUUUGUGAGAAAUUAAUGCCCAGUGAUCGCUGGCAAUGGAGUGAUGUGAGCGGGCUAAAACAUCAGCAGCUUGACAGUUUCACGCUGCCAUCACCGCACUGGGAGUGGGAGUCUGACUGGUACGUGGAUGAAAAUAUUGGAGGGGAACCAACAGAGAAAGGGGGUUGGACGUAUGCCAUUGACUUCCCAGCUACCUACGCAAAGGAUAAGAAAUGGAAUUCCUGUGUCCGACGUAGGAGGUGGAUCAGAUACAGGAGAUACAAAUCACGAGACACUUGGGCAAAGAUAACAUCCCAUGAUGAUCCUAAACAGUUGCCAGAUCCUUUCAACGAUCUCUCCAUUGGAGGAUGGGAAAUCACUGACGAGCCCAUGGGCCGGUUAUCGGUCUGGGCGGUGUCCUUACAAGGAAGGGUAUGGUAUAGAGAAGACGUUUGCCACCACAAUCCAGAAGGCUCCUCGUGGUCCUUAAUAGCCACCCCUGGAGAAGCAGUACAGAUCAGCUGUGGACCAUAUGACCUCCUGUGGGCAACACUUUGGGAGGGGCAAGCUAUUGUGAGAGAAGGGAUUGAUAGAAAUAACCCUCAAGGAAUUUCUUGGACAAUUGUGGAGCCCCCAAGCUCUGAAAAUGGGAUCCUGCACGUCUCUGUGGGUGUAAACGUGGUGUGGGCGGUUACUAAAGACAGAAAAGUGUGGUUCAGAAGAGGUGUGAACUCGUACAAUCCAUGUGGCACCAGCUGGAUUGAAAUGGUUGGCGAAAUGAUGAUGGUAAACGUAGGCUUAAAUGACCAGGUCUGGGGAAUCGGCUGCGAGGAUCGAGCAGUUUAUUUCCGGCAAGGCGUCACACCGAGCGAGCUCAGCGGGAAGACAUGGAAGGCGAUUGUAUCUGUCAGAGAGAGUGACAGGUCUCAGACCGGCAGCUCGACCAGUCUGCUCAGCGCUGGCUGUUUCUUCAGUGACGACGUUAGGGAGCAAACGAAUUUGAUCGUUCAGAGCGAUGCAGACAUUUCCUCUGAUACCGAGAGCCCACAGAUACAGCCAAACCUUGCCGACACGCCCCUGUCAGGUGCUGCAGCUAGCGUCAACGGUAACAAUGUGGGAAGCCAGUCAGCAGAAGCGAGUGCAAACUUGGCUGUGGAUCCUCUGGACUCUGCUCCUGAAGAAGCCAGCCCUGCUUCAGACAAUGGCGAGAAGGCUGGUCUCGAAAAACCCCAGUCUUCUGCUGACCAAGAUCCUCAUCCUGUAGAACUGCAGUGGACAAACAUUGACUUAAAGGAGGCCCAUAAAAAGCCUCUGCUCUCCGCCAGCACCUUCCCGGAGACAUCCAGCCUGUCUUCCCUUGGCAUGUUCUCAGUUGGAGUCGAAGAACAUUAUGGAGCUGAUGAGCAUCCGUUGUGGGCCUGGGUGUGUGGAGGAGGCUGCCAGGUGGAUUCACACAGCUCGCUGAAAUGGUUCACUCUUCAGUCAGGUCUGUUAUCCUCUGUGCAGUCUCUUUCCCUGUCCAUCAGUCCAGCGCAGACAGCAGUGUGGCGAAAGCAGAUUUUCCAGCAGCUCAGUGAAAGGACCAAGCGGGAACUGGAGAACUUUAGACACUAUGAACAAGCUAUUGAGCAGUCUGUCUGGGUGAAAACGGGGACCUUACAGUGGUGGAGAAGCUGGAAGCCUCAUAAAUGGACAGACGUGCGAGUGGCACUGGAGCAGUUCACUGGGAACGACGGCAUGCGAGACAGCAUUCUGUUCAUCUAUUACAUGUAUCAUGAGGAGAAGAAGUACAUCCACGUGUUCCUGAACGAAGUCACCAUUCUGGUUGAAGUUCUGAAUGAUGCCAAACACUCCUUCGCUCUCUACACGCCCGAGAGGACAAAGCAGCGGUGGCCAAUUCGUCUAGCAGCCGCCACGGAACAAGAAAUGCAUGACUGGCUGGCUUUGCUGAGCAUGUCCUGCUGCGAAAGCAGACGGAUUCAAGGCCCUCCCUCCCACCAGGCCAUCUGGUCUGUUACCUGCAAAGGAGACGUCUUUGUCAGCGAGCCAAGUCCUGAAUUAGAGGCCACACCACACCUGAUGCCAUGUGACCAAAUGUUUUGGCGUCAGAUUGGAGGGCAUCUCCGCCUGAUAGAGUGUAAUAGCCAUGGCAUAGUAUGGGGCAUAGGUUACGAUCACACGGCCUGGGUUUAUACUGGAGGAUACGGAGGCGGCUUCAUUCAAGGAUUGGCCAGCAGCGCCGAUAAUAUUUACAUGCAAUCAGAUGUGAAAUGUGUUUAUAUCUAUGAGAACCAGCGGUGGAAUCCAGUCACAGGAUACAGCAACAGAGGGCUGCCCACAGACAGGUACAUGUGGAGUGACGCAUCUGGCUUACAAGAAUGUACAAAAGUUAACACAAAGCCUCCAUCCCCGCAGUGGUCUUGGGUGUCUGACUGGUAUAUUGAUUUUAACAUUUCCGGUGGAACUGAUCGGGAAGGCUGGCAGUAUGCAGCGGACUUUCCAGCAUCCUACCAUGGCCACAAGACGAUGAAGGAUUUUGUACGGCGAAGACGCUGGGCCAGAAAAUGUAAAAUAAUCACCAACGGACCCUGGCUGGAAGUGCCUCCCAUCAUCCUCUGGGACAUAGCCAUAAUCCCUAGUUCGGCGGCAGACAAAGAAGAAUCGAUAGCACUCUGGGCAGUUAGCGACAAGGGAGACGUGCUGUGCAGACUCGGAGUAACGCAGAAAAAUCCAGCUGGAACAUCAUGGCUUCACGUGGGAACAGAUCAGCCCUUCAUGUCGGUCUCGAUUGGGGCAUUCCACCAAGUCUGGGCUGUUGCGAGAGAUGGCUCUACCUUCUACCGGGGUUCAGUGUCUCCAAAAAAACCUGCAGGAGAUUGUUGGUACCAUAUUCCUUCACCUCCAAAACAAAAGUUAAAACAAGUCUCAGUAGGACGGACAUCUAUGUUGGCGGUGGAUAAAAACGGUAAUCUCUGGUACCGUCAGGGAAUCACACCAAGCUACCCUCAAGGAUCCAGUUGGGACCAUGUUUCAAAUAAUAUCCGUAAAGUUUCUGUGGGACCCCUGGAUCAGGUUUGGGUGAUAGCUGACAAAGUGCAGGGAAGUCACAGCCUAAGUUGCGGGACAGUCUGUCAUCGAACAGGAGUCCAACCAUUGGAACCGAAAGGGCUCUCAUGGGACUACGGCAUUGGGGGUGGAUGGGAGCACAUUACAGUCAGAGGAAAUGCAACUGAAGGUCCUAAGGCUGCUUUACAUGAGACCUCUGAAGAGCAUUCAGCAAACCCAACGGAUCUAGAAGAGGGGGAGAAUGGAGGAGAAGGAAAUGGAAACCAUUCUAAAACCACCUUGAUGGUUAACGAAGGGCAAGAACUAGACCGAAACACUGUUAAUUGUUAG